Molecule: messenger RNA, 1740 nt
Organism: Periconia digitata
Lineage: Eukaryota; Fungi; Ascomycota; Dothideomycetes; Pleosporales; Periconiaceae
Source: the annotation of a GenBank genome assembly
CGUAGCUGGCGUAGUCGGCCACCGUCAUUGAGACCUCCGACUUCCGCAAUACACACCCACAGCCCGAAAGUACCUUUCACGAUGAAGCGGGUGCGAGAGGACGCAACACACCAUGGACAGUCCUACAAACUGCGCCGAGUCUCAGCUCACACUCAUCUCUUUGUACUGAGCGAAGAAAUUCUUGUGCGUAUUCUUUCGUUUGUCCCAGUGCCUACACUACUCGUGUGCCAAUUGAUAUGCAAGAAACUCGGUCGCCUUGCGGUUGACUCUGAACUAUGGAAAGCCGCUUUUUACACGCGAUUUGUCAUGCCCAGGGCUGCACGGAUACCUGGCAUCAAAGAGACACACUCCCAACAUCUGCGGUACUCGUCGAAGUUAUCCAAAUGGUUGCAUGAUAGUCAUUUGUUGCAACAUGGGAGGAAGAUAAACUGGAAGCACCAGUACCGGCUCCGGCACAACUGGUCGAAGGGGUCUUGUGCCAUCAGUGAGAUUACCGUGGCGCAACCGCCCUCUGAUCUUCCCCUUUUGGUGGUCAUGUCGGAUCGUGCGAUAUAUACGGCAGAUGCUGUGCUUGGACUCCGCGCAUGGAGUUCUAAAGAUGGGCAGGAUUUCAUCGCUGCAGCGCCGCCCUUUUCGAGAAUGCCGACUGGUCUCCCGCGAUCGCCUACGUCCAUCACGAUAGAUAAGUCGGAGGGGUGCGGGGCAUACGAACGAGUAGUAGUUGGCUUUGCUGAUGGUUCAUUCAUGGUUUUCGCACUUGCGCUGUAUGAGAAGGUCUUUGAAAUGCUCUUCGCACACCCACCAUCUACCAGUGGCGCGCUGACGGCCCUCGCAUACUCGUCACCACACCUUCUUUCAAUGACACACGAUCAUCUACUUUCCAUAUAUGCUUUCUCUGAAAGCCAUCGUUCAAAUCAAACGACUUUAAUGGCCCCAAAGCUACUGUAUUCACUGAAGUCCCAUACAAUAUGGGCUCCAGCUUCUCUAUCGAUACGUUCGACAUCAACAGCCAUGAUCGCGGCAAUCGCAUACGCAUUACCUACGUACUUAUCCGGAUGGACUAUUGGCAUUCAAGAGAUGCGAAUUUCCUUAGAGGGCGAUUUGCUCGAAUCACGUCUAGCAACUGCGUCGGAGGUGCAAUCGUGUACUUUAUCGGACCAACCAUCUCCAUCUUCGACAGCCAUCCGCUCCUCGUCGUCUUUCAUCAGCGGUACUCGGGACGCAUUACGUGUUGAUCCGUCCGUGGUUUCUAAACCGACAUCAAUGUCGUACUCGCAUCCCUACCUACUCGUGGCCCAUCCAGACAAUACACUGGCGCUUUACCUUGUUAAAUCGACAAAUUCGGUAUUGUCUAUUAGUUCCGGUAGCCGAUUAUGGGGCCAUACAUCUUCCGUAUCUGGAACACACGUUGGAUCGCGAGGCAAAGCCGUUUCCGUGAGUCGUUUGGGCGACGAGCUGCGUGUGUGGGAUUUGGAAAGUGGUAUAGCGUCCAAGGAUUGUAGAAGGCAGAUCUCAGGCGGACGAAUUAGCGUAAGGGUGAAGCCUGCGAAAGACAAUGAAGGAAAUAGCGACGAGGAUGCGGCCUUGUCUCCUAAGCACAGCCUCCGGCUCGCUCUCGACAAAGGGUUCGACGACUCUACAAUCAGCAAAGGGUGGGUAGGCUUCGACGAGCAAAACGUCAUUGUGCUGCGCGAGAAGAGCGAAGGCAGUCAGGUACUGGUUGUACAUGACUUUUCGUGA